Messenger RNA from Striga hermonthica, 400 nucleotides. NCBI's taxonomy places the organism in Eukaryota, Viridiplantae, Streptophyta, Magnoliopsida, Lamiales, Orobanchaceae. The record is from the annotation of a GenBank genome assembly.
AGAUAUUCUCAACAAUCGGAACUGUCCCAUAACCUUUAAUAUGGAAGAUGCUAAUCACUUCGCACACCCUCAUUCCGAUGCGCUUGUUAUCACCGUCCCCAUAUGCGGAAUUCCAGUUCAUCGCGUCAUGGUGGAUACUGGGGCCUAUUCGAGCAUUUUGAUGUUAAGAGAUUUUGAUAAAAUGGGUCUUGAUCCCGCCGAGAUUCGACCCUGCAAUGAUCAAAUACAAGGGUUUAACGGGAGUAUUUCAAAGCCCAUCGUCGAAAUCAUUUUACCUGUCCGAUUCGGCACUUCGGAGAAUGCCACCAAACUCGUCAUGGAAACUUUCAAGGUUAUGGAUAUCAAUAAUGAGUACAACGCCAUCAUUGGCAGAACGACAUUGUAUAAACUUCGAGCUGCA